Molecule: messenger RNA, 297 nt
Organism: Dentiscutata heterogama
Lineage: Eukaryota; Fungi; Glomeromycota; Glomeromycetes; Diversisporales; Gigasporaceae
Source: the annotation of a GenBank genome assembly
AUGUCACCUCGUACAAAUUCACCACCACCUUCGUCCUUUGGUUUGUACGAUGACAUCGAAUAUUCAGAAUAUAACCCCGGUUCUUCUUAUUAUCCUUCGACACCAGCAGGAGGACAGUCUUCGAAUAUAAAUCAAUUUUAUUCAACACAAAGUCCAGUAUCACCACAUUUCACUCCAUCUUUGAGUAGGAGUGACAUUACAGGUGCUGCGACUACUCGUACUCGUACUCGAAAUGGCUCCCGUAAGGUCAAGACCAAUAGCGCAGGAUUCACCUCACUUUUACCUCGAACCCUAAAC